CUAGUUUAUAUCCUUUCUCCUAUAUACUUUCUGCCUGGAGAGAUAUUAGGUCAGAAAUCACUACUAGAAGAAGAUGGUGAUGAUAACCGACCUUCCAUUUGAUCAGGAAAAGAAGAUACUCGCCCGUGUUCCGAAAGAGUCUCGACCACAAUGGCAAACUACUUGCAAGAGAUGGUACGCUGUACGCCAAGAUCUACUCUCCAAGAAACACUUGGCUCGAACAGGAAGAGAGUUCAUCUUAUUGUUGAAUACUAAUGUUUUUUCAACAACCAUCAACCUCCAGGGAGUCCAUAACAACGUUGAUCCGGUGAUGGAGUUCGGAGGUAAACUUGGAUCUUUACAAGAUUCAAAUGAUUUACAAAUACAUGAUAUUUUCUACUGCAAGGGGUUAGUGCUAUGCACUAUGGUGGGAAAACAAAUGCUCGUGGUUUGCAACCCUAGUAACCGUGAAACUAGGUAUGUCGAACCUAGAACAAGACAUGGCUGUUUCGAAUAUGCUCUUGGAUACAAAGGCAGCAAGUCUUCUUGUGUUAAUAGCUACAAGAUCUUGAGGUAUUGUCGUUAUUUCGACAAGCAACUGAUGCGUACGGUUUCUGAGUUUGAACUGUAUGACUUCAUGUCUGACUCAUGGAGGGUUUUAGAUGUUGAUGAGCACGAUUGGGAAAUAUCUGCUCGUGGCGUCUCUGUGAAAGGAAACACUUACUGGGUUGCUAAAAAGAAUGAAGACCAGUUCAUACUCAGUUUUGAUUUCACUAGAGAGAGAUUUGGGCUUCUCCCUCUUCCGUAUGAGAGUGUUGGUACUGAAGAUUCCAUUAAUUAUAAGUAUGACGAUACAGCUGUUCUGUCAGUUGUUAGAGACGAACAACUCUCGGUGUUACAUCAAUAUCUUCAUGUGUAUUCAUCAGAGAUGAAGAUAUGGAUAAGCAAUACAAUUGACACCAAAAAGGUGUCGUGGAGCGAGUUCUUGGUAGUGGACGUAGUGUUGUUAAAUGUUGUUAGUUUCGUGGUUGACGAGGAGCAUAAAGUGGCAGUGUGUUGUAGUACAGGCAAGGAUGAUCCUGAUGAUGAGGAUGAUCCUGAUGAUGAGGAUGAUCCUGAUAAUGAGGAUGAUCCUGAUCAUGAGGAUGAUCCUGAUGAUGAUGGUGAAGAAGAGUGCACCAGCAUUUCAAUUAUUGGAAAGAAUAUACAAAGUCUUGUUUAUGAUGAAGGGGCUAUGGAUGGAUCAUGGCCUCAUCUCAUGAAUUACGUUCCAAACCCGGUUCAAAUUUUAAGGAAGGGUACGCGCAAAAGCAAAAGGAAACGAACUACAAGAAGUUAUGAACCGGAGGGCAGUUCGGCAAGAAGCGUUGAGGAAACGAAAGUGACACCAAUAGACAAAGCUAAACGAGUUUUUAGGGUUAUUUUGAAUGUCCCAAAAGAGUUUAGGAAACGAGAGUGAACCCAUACCUAAAGCAUAUCGAAGUACUCCUGCUGUUGCUUUGAA
Messenger RNA from Brassica oleracea var. oleracea, 1483 nucleotides. RefSeq names its product F-box/kelch-repeat protein At3g17530-like. The transcript is spliced from 2 exons. Gene Ontology annotation, molecular function: protein binding. Bases 74 to 1438 code for a protein of 454 amino acids. Lineage: Eukaryota; Viridiplantae; Streptophyta; Magnoliopsida; Brassicales; Brassicaceae. The record is from RefSeq and is a predicted model, not a curated record.